Messenger RNA from Hansenula ciferrii, 723 nucleotides. It is a transcript of the gene CAP1, whose product is annotated as Cap1p. Gene Ontology annotation, cellular component: F-actin capping protein complex; actin cortical patch. Lineage: Eukaryota; Fungi; Ascomycota; Saccharomycetes; Phaffomycetales; Wickerhamomycetaceae. The record is from RefSeq and is a predicted model, not a curated record. Bases 1 to 723 code for a protein of 240 amino acids. Gene Ontology annotation, molecular function: actin filament binding. The transcript has 2 exons. Gene Ontology annotation, biological process: actin cytoskeleton organization; barbed-end actin filament capping.
AUGUCAUCAUUAGAACAAAUCAUUAAAGAUAUUUUAAAAGAUACUCCUGUAGGAGAGGGAAUAGAUCUUAGAUUAAUUGUUGAUAAAAACAUUGAUGUUGAAUUAACUAAAGGAUUGGAAUUGUAUAAUUUAGAAAAGGGAAUUAGUAUAAAUGUUGAUGGACAAAAUUCAAUCAUAUCCAAGAUUAAUCAAAUAAAUGAUAGUUUUAUUAAUGAACAAAUUGGUUUAAAAUUUAAAGUUGAUCAUUUAAAUUCCAAAGCAUAUGAUAUUGAAACAAUUGAUAAAACCCCAAAUAAAUGGGAUAAGGAAUUAAUUGAUUAUUUAAAUGAACAAUAUGAAAAUGGUGAAUAUUUAAUAUAUAAUGAUAAAUUAAUUCUUAAGGGGGAUAAAUCAAGUCCUGGAAAUUAUUGGACAGGAUCGUGGAGAUCUGAAUAUGAUUUAUCCAAUGGUAAAGGUGAGAUUAAUAUUGAUGUUCAUUAUUAUGAAGAUGGGAAUGUUAGAUUACAAUCAAAGAAGACUAGUAUUGAAAUUGAUCCAAAGAAUUUAGUCAAAUCAAUUAAAAAAAUUGAAGAUGAUUUACAAAUUUCUUUAAAUAAAGAAUUUUUAAAAUUAAAUGAAUUAAUUUUUAAACAAUUAAGAAGACAAUUACCAAUAACAAGAUCAAAAAUGAAUUGGGGUAAAGCAAUUGGUAAUUAUAAAUUAGGUAAAAAUAUAAAUCAAUAA